Messenger RNA from Musca domestica (house fly), 1609 nucleotides. RefSeq lists its product as uncharacterized. The coding region runs from base 659 to 1081 and encodes 140 amino acids. The transcript is spliced from 4 exons. NCBI's taxonomy places the organism in Eukaryota, Metazoa, Arthropoda, Insecta, Diptera, Muscidae. The record is from RefSeq and is a predicted model, not a curated record.
AUGCAAAGAGUUCAGUUAAACAAAAGCUUUUAAACAAGUUAGACGCUUAGAAGCGUUGAUCGCAAUUUAGUGUUUUGUUUUCAAACUUAGUUUCGCAUUUUUUACCACCAACAGUUGCCGGUAGCUGGGUGUGUGAAUAGUGUUCUGUUCAUUCAAUCAAAUUGCCAAACGAAAACGACAAGCAUCAGCUAGUGGGGUGCCGUACAUUGCAUUAACAGCGGGCAUCACAGCAGAAAUUUUCAGUUCAAACAAAAGUAAAUCAAAUAGAAAAAAGUUUUGCAAAUUUCCCUGUAAUGAAUUGUUUGAUCAACAAUCAAAUUUUGUAAAUAUUUAAAAUAACAGCAACAACAAAAAAUAUCGCAAAAUAAAAAGUCAACAAAUCACUGCACUCCGCGGGCUCCGAAAAAAAAAAAAUAUUUAAAUACAAUAACCACCAACCAGCAACAACUGCUGAUUUUCGCAUGCGGCUUUUCAUGUAGACGACCACAACGAUCCCUUGAAAAUACAAAACGCCAAACCAAACUAAAAACCAUUAAACAUCAGAAAAUCAAAACUCAAACAAAAACGAAAAAACCAAACAAAAUAAACAACAACAGCAGCACCAGCCAAGUACCAACAACAGUAGCAGCCGGUUAGCAGCUAGUAACACGCUCCAAAGAUGAAAGAAAUCAAAAGUAAUAUUUUCUACAGGCAUUUAAUUGUCAUCGUUGCCGUUGUCGUGACGCUAAUGUGCAAUUAUGUUUGCUCAACUCCCAUGAUGUACAAACGCAAUCCGGACGAUAAAUUUGAAAGAGAUUUGGUGCCGGUCUCCUCAACCGUCAUACCAUUGACUGCCGUCGAAGUCAGCUAUGGUUUGGGCGGUCAGCCAAGCGAGGAAUACAAAGAGGCCUACUUGAAGAAAUUGCGCAAAAAAGUUCAUGAACACGAUAAAAGUGCAAGUGAGAAGCUAGCUGAUCCGGAUACAUUAAUAACCAUUAAAAAGAAACACAUCGAUGGCACCUCCAGCAAUAAGGCCAAAGUCAAGGGCAUCAUUACCAAAAAUCCCAUACAAACUGGAGCGGCAGCUGGCGACAACAAGUGAAACAAUUUCGCACUUUUGUUCAAGUGCGAAGUAAUAAGAGCUUGCAGUAACAACAAACAAAACUUAUUUUGAUAGUAUUUUACCAUUUUGUUAUGGUUUUCGUUUUUCAUUUUCGUUAACAAUAAUUAACCAACAUAUUUCCGGCUAUCGAUUUCACAAAACAAAAACAAAAAAUGACAUCAUCAAUUGCAAAAACUUUGAUUCGAUUGGUAGUCAAGCAAACUGCAUCCAUAUCCGAUCAUCAGCUCCCUCAACCAGUUCCCGUAUCAGUUUACCUGGGUUGAUUGGGUUUCUGCUUCACCAUAUUCGCUAACCAAAAAUGGGCAGAGAAUUGCGGUCAUACCCUGUGUCCCUUCUGAAAAAAAACAUUGAUUUUAUUUUUUUACAUAUAAACAAAUAUGCUUUGCAUGUAACAAAAAGUGUAAUAUGCAUAUCUUUUUAUUCUCUUGUUUUAUUAAUUUUAAUUAAAUUGUAAUCAAUGUUGUAACAAAUAGUUGGUUCUAAAUAACAAUACAUAUAAAUGAAGCU